This is a messenger RNA of Girardinichthys multiradiatus, 3311 nucleotides long. RefSeq lists its product as uncharacterized. The record is from RefSeq and is a predicted model, not a curated record. Bases 396 to 2870 code for a protein of 824 amino acids. Lineage: Eukaryota; Metazoa; Chordata; Actinopteri; Cyprinodontiformes; Goodeidae. The transcript is spliced from 17 exons.
AUUAUGGUGAGAAUGUAUGUAAAUAUUUGAGCAGGUAUGUAUAAUAAAAAUUAAUACAAACUUCUGCACCUAGAUCUUGUUUUCAUAAAUCAGUAAAGUUACUGAUGAAUAACUAUUCCACCCUGGAAAAAGAACCUUUUAAAUUAAUUAAUCAACAAGCCCAAAAUAAUGAUGGGUGACUUCUGACAGCCGCUGUGUUAAGUCUUUAUUCAACUCUUCUUAUUAUCUCACAAAAUAAUAAUAAAGAUGUAAAACUAAAAUGUUUACUUUUAGAACCAAUUGAUAUCCUAAAUACAAGAUCUAGAAAAAGGAGAGACACUGAAGAAGAUGAUGAGAAUAAUGCUGAUGCCCUUCCUCGAAUCCCAAAUCCCAUCGCCUGCCUUUCCUCGGGUGACAUGCUCGUUUUUCAUCUCACUGUCAACCACACUGACCGCCUUCUCAGCCAUUUCCCAGUGUACCAGAAGGACCACCUGUUUAACAGUAACCCAAGCUGGGACUUUGGGGCCUUCAGACAUCUGCAGAUCCUGAUGAAACAAACACAUUUCAACUCUUCAAUGUUUGCCCAUGUUUUUUCCGAAGCAGGAAAGUAUGUGUUUGUGGACAGUGUCGUCCCUCAGCGGAGUAUGGUUGUGGUGGUCAGUGAGGAGGGCACAGAAUGUGACAGCAGGACUGCCGCGUUUCAACCCAUGACUCCAGCACACUUAGUCAAGUAUGGGGUUGUGAAACAUCACCGGCUCAACCUUCUUCCUGAUUGGGGACUCAUUGUUGGGAUCUUGAGUCUGCUGUUGGUCCUGGUUGUAGUCCUGACAACAACCGUGCUGGUUCUACGACCCAGCAAAUCAAAGCUCGUCCCCCACUGGAAGAUAAGGCCAAAGUGGCGCAGCCUUGGAGAGCCCUUCUGCCCAGCCGAGUGUGUUUGCAGCAGUGAAAGCAUAACUGUCCAGAGUCAAGGUGGCAUUCUUGGCAUUCGAGGUGUAGGUGAGGGAGCAGAAGAGGAGGAGCCUGCAGUCUCAAAGGGAGGAAGCGUGUCAGGCUGCUUUGAUCUGGAGGAGUUCAAUGUGAAGACACUUUAUGACAAAUUAGAGGACCAAAACCUCCACAUCGCCGCCCAGCUGGCCAGACAUCGCAAAGACAUGCAGGAAUUUUACAGGAAUAUCUGCAAACAAGCUGAAUCACUGAAGGAUAUAUUUGAAAAUAUGGAUUAUAAAAACUUGCAUCUCCUUAAAGAGAUUCAAGUCCAUGAUGUGAUGAAGGAUAGACCAUCACACAUUAAUAUGGGAGAGAGAGACAAUCAAGCUGAGAACUCUGUGUCAUUACUGGGAGCUGUUCUUAGAUCAGUUGAAGCUCUCUUGUGCAAGCUGACAGGAGAAACUUGGAAAAACCAGGAUCUGCAUGGUCUUCCAUGUUGCCAUGGUUCAAAAGAUUGUGAGGCUCAGGUUGGAUAUAUGCAACCCGGUGACACCAAUAUGUGUUUUGCACAGUUUUCAUCAGUGUCUAUGAAUAAAGGAGAAGCUCUUUCUCAUGAGACAGACUGUGCACAGACCACAGCUCCUUAUCUCAGUGAUGACGAUCUGUCCAAAUUGGUCACCAUAUCUCCUUUGUUCAAAACUCUGCAAGAGAUUCAGCAGUCCUUACAGCAGCUCACCACAGAUGAGUCACAUCAACAUCCCUGCAAUGCAGAAAUGGGGCCUUCUGUCCAAGAGAACCACAAUGAACAUCUAAUUCCAAUUGCACUGGACAACCUGUCUCCACAGCACUCAGCUAUUUACCUGUUUGGUUGUCACGUGAUGCAGUUGCUUGCAGAGUCACCGAUGUUCCCCUCUGUUCUUCUUUUACUGGCGAAGUCAGUUCCCUUUUGCUCAGCUCCCUCUAACGAGAAUCUCCUGGCCCAUUGCACAGGGGACUUCUAUUUUGAUCCAACCAAUCAAAUCCUUUAUCUGUGCGAGCCAAAGCUUCAUCAUGUGGGACACUUUAUUGCUGUCAUCCUGCAGUCCAUGGCCUACAUAGUAGGAGGAUCCAAACCCCAGAGGUUUCUGCAAGCACUACAUGAGGCCAUUUCAACUGUAAGCCUUCAGCUGUUCAACCUUUCUUUUAAAUGGAGCUCGGCCGAGCCUAAUUUUGAUGCAUUAGAUGGGCGGCAUGGUGCAUUAGUGGAGCAAUUUCUCAAUAUCAGAGUUCCCUCUGAAGCACGCUUCACUGAGCACCUAUUAGCCAGAAGACUUGAGAGAUAUAAGUAUUUUAAACUGGAGGAUCUCAUCUGCAACCUCAAACAAAGAUCAACUCCAAAUACAGGUUUACCACCAAAUGGGACACCAGUGCAGAUGUCAUGUGUAGAGGAAGAAAUUGACCGUAUGAGCGAAUCCUUCCUGCAGCUAAGCAUGCAACUGCAGAGAAGAGGUCAAAUAAGCACAAUGCUAAAGCAGAGAGAUAGCAGUGCUGAAGAUCAGCGGGAAACAUCAACAAACACGCCAAGUCUGAGUCGUAACGGAACAAUCCUGUUGGAGCUGAAGAGAUGUUAUGUAUCACAGCGCCUCAAUGAGCUGCAAGCCACAUUAGGCCAAAUGAGACGGUGCCAGUUGCAUGACGGGAAGCUGAAAGAAGGAACAAGAGGCCGUAAAAAAAGUGAUGUUGGCUCCGAUCAGCGCAGAGAAAAGGAACAUAAUCCUGCCACGGAUUGCUGCAGUCCUGCCGACCACCAUCGGCUGUCCACCCUUUCAGCUGGUCAGAAGCACAGCCCACGCAGCCCAGAGAGCAGAGCUCUUUCAGGUUCUAAAAUGGAAAGUCAUGAUUCUGACCACCAGAGGAGCAGCUAUGUUCACACCAACAAUCCUGACACAUUAAUGGACCAAAAUAUCCAGACAAAAGAUUAGGUCCAUAAAAACUGGCCUAGGAAUCUUAGAGCCGAAUAGUCAAACCAAAGGGAAAAAGGGAAAAGGACAAAAUUAUUACUAUCAUGUAUUUAAUGUUUUGUUUUCCUUUCAAUUGGCAAUGUCACAUUCCUAUUUUUGACUCUCUGAGACUUCUUUUACAGUUACAUUUGGCCUAUAAUUGCUUUUUAGCUAAUCUUUGUACAAGAUAAUACUCUGUUUUGUUUGUUAAAGUGUGAUUCUAGUUCUGCUGUGCUCUGUCAACUUUCCAGAGAUAACGGACAGAAAUAUAUUCUGACAGUGAGCUGCAGUAUGACAAUCUGUAAUCUGGUCCACAUAGUUUGUCUGUCAGGAGUUAAUAAAGGGAGUGGCUUUAGGCCGUUAGAACUGCCUAUGUUAAUUAUAAGAGUCAAAUUCAAAUGAUAAACUUAAGAUUAAUGAUAA